Molecule: messenger RNA, 7212 nt
Organism: Anoplophora glabripennis (Asian longhorned beetle)
Lineage: Eukaryota; Metazoa; Arthropoda; Insecta; Coleoptera; Cerambycidae
Product: nuclear receptor coactivator 6
Exons: 12
Coding region: 321-6464 (2047 amino acids)
Cellular component (GO): nucleus; chromocenter
Molecular function (GO): DNA binding; chromatin binding
Source: RefSeq, a predicted model, not a curated record
AGAGGCUUCUGGGAGUUGUGGAUGGUUUCCAUUUUUCAGUGUCUAGUUUUACGCGGUGCGAAACCAAUAGUCCACAUGAAACUAAUUGAAAGAUGACGAUAUGGCGCGUAUUUCAACAAACUACAACCUAAUAUUGCAAGAGCAGGUGUUGGGUUAACCCGAGGUGCAGAUCAAAACAUAUUUUUUAGAAACUGCUGCUCAAACAGAUUGUAAUGGUAAUUUUCGGUAAUUGCAGCUAUUUACGGGAUACUAAUACGUCAUGCAGAACGAUUGUGAGCUAAGAAGGGGCUCAACAAGAGAGCCGUUGAUAUGCUGUUACGAUGGCAGGAAAGCCUGACUUAUCAGCUGCUCCUGGUGUACAAAAUGUAGUGGUAUACGUAUCGAAUGACAACUUUGCUCAAGCAUAUGCUGUCGGGCAGCAAAAUGUGCCACAAAACAACCACCAGGCUGUCCACAGCUCUGGGUAUCCAAACACAUCUCAUUCUAUGGCCCCCGUGGUGGGCCCCACUAAGACAUUCACCGACAAACAGGUCAUCAAACCUCCCGAAUACACGUCAAACGGGCAAGUAGUAAACAGCUCUGUCCAACAAGGAGGUUACUUUGCUGGUGUGAUAUCUCAAAACGGGUUCCCACAGCCUAUAGUGAACAAUAUAAGUUAUCAGAAUGGCGCUGUUAUCAAGAACUACAGCAACAGCGAAGUGCUAUCAGGUGAGAGGCAGGCUGGUCCUGGCAGGCCUGAUAUCAAAGUGCGGGACGAGUGUGACAAUCGUGAUAGUUAUGUGGAACCGGGUUACGUGACGGUUAUGGGGGCCGAGGUGCCCUCCCAGAGUGUUCGUUGUGAUUCAGUGCGCUCCGAGACUGCCGAGUCGAGCUGCAGCAGCUUGAGUUCGGCAGAUGAAGGGCUGGUAGUAGUGCAGAACCAGCCGCCCGAGAUGGUAGUGUACGAUCCUAGUGUUAGUGUGCGGCCUGCGGGUGUGGUUCUGGCAGUCGGGCCGCCUCCCAUACCCCAGCAGACACAAAACAGUUCUUCCGUUGUGGGAACUUUAAAUACAAGUCAACAGCCGUUCGUUACUGUGCCGUAUGGUUGGAAGAGACUUUUUAAUAAUGGAAGCAUCAUUUAUAUCAGUCCGAGCAACACGGCCCUGAGUUCGCCGGAACAAGUGAAGGAAUAUUUACUGACGGAGGGUACUUGUAAGUGUGGCCUGGAGUGCCACUUCAAGUACGACAGCGUCUUCAACUUCGACCCUAAGGUGGUGAGCAAGCCAUGGGUGCUGUCGCCGGACACAAACACGGGGGACCUGACAAAAUUGUGCAACCACAAGAGAAAAAUAAUCGCCAUGGCCUCGCUGGACUGCAAGCCGCCCGAUCCCAACAUCAAACUGCGGAAAGAGUACAACGUGAAAAGGAAGAAGAGAAAAAUUGGACUGCCCUACGCUGGAGGAGUUUCCGUGUCGCAAAUUCUGGCACACCGUGAAAAGUUAGCUUUAAAUCAACAUAGUUUUAAUAAGGAGGCGAUCGGGAAUUCCCCACAGGUAUGGCCCCAGUCACCAGUGAACGGUCCUCAGUUGGUAUCAAACCGUCUGCAGGGUUAUCCAGAGAGCCCUCAAAAUCAUCACUUGGUGAGGUGUCAGGAUCAGGCUGGCCACAGAGUGAUGGCUGGCUCUCCAGUAGUUGUAGGAGAUGGUACAAUGAUGGUCCAACAACCCAGCCCUCAAUCCAACAUAUCCCAUCAACAGGUACCUCAAAACCAACAAAUUCCUCAGAUGUCUCCCGCAAAUCCCACUUCGGUUAACAUCCAGUCCCAUCAAAUAAUAGGACCAAAUGGGCAGAUAAUAAACGUGCAAGGUUCCAUGAACCAAGGUCACAAUCAACCAGUGAAUCACUUACCCCAUUCUAAUAAUGGUGGGGUGGUUAUACAGGGUCAGAAUGUUGUUCAAGUGCAACAACAACAACAACAUCAGCAACCUCAACAGCAAAGGAUAUUUAUUAAUGGUCAACCAAAUGAACCUAGCGGUCCUGGUCGGCCCAACAUUCAAAUGAUACCAGUCAGUAUAUCUAAUCAGCAACAUAACAUUAUAAACCAACACAGGCCAGAUGUUCAACAAAGACCACAACAACAGCCUCACGUUCAUUUCUAUAACGGUCCACAGCAGUACUCACCGGUUCAGCAAUAUGACUCCAGUAAAAACAUAAGACCGUUUAAUCAAGUGAUGAACGGAUUCCGCCCUCAAGCUAUGCAAAGUCAUCCGAGCAAUCCGAUGAUUCCAACGUCGGUCCAGGUGCAACACCAACAGCACCAGCAGAAGAUUCAGUGGCAGCAGAGGAUGCAGCAGAGUAUGAACCAACAGCAACCACAACAAAAUCAAGUCCCUAUGAAUCAGGCCAGUCCACAACCAAACCAACACAACCCUACGAACGUCUACGAAAGGGUCCCACCGCUUCAUCAACACACGCCGUCUCCAACAGUAUGGCAAGAAGAUAUCAAGAGGAAGAAGGUCAAAUUGGGGAAAAUUGUAAAGAAUCGACCAUAUCACGUAAUGGAAAAUUGCCAGCUCAGUCACGCUCCCUGCCCUAACAUCGAUGUCAGGCAAAUACCUAAUGAAAGCAGAGCUGUUAUAAUAAACCAGUUGCCUCAUAACAGUCAGAGUUCCUCAAGUCCCUCUUUCAUGGAAGACCCAAGUGGUUAUCUUGCUCAGCAAACCGCUCUUCUAAACAACACUAUAAAUAGACAAACAGGGGCCAACGGAUGUUCAGGAUAUGUUUGUAACAGCCCCGUCACAUCACUGCAAAGUCCUCAGCAAAACAUGGUCCCAAUCACUAAUUCCCAAACCAAUGAGGUGCCUUUACCUAGCAAUAUGGUGCUGUCGCAAAUGAAACCUCAUGUCCACAGUGUUACGAACAGAACCAACCAAAAUGUCGUGAAGAGUCCUCAGAUGUCUCACAAUAUCGUGAUGUCUCCGCAGUUCGGCCAGAUACAAAUGCAACCAAGCAUGGCGGACAGCAGUGCCUUGCCCGAACAACAUCAGCAAUACGCUCAUUGUCAGGGAUGUGUAGCGGAUAGCAUGCAGCAACAGAACCAGUUUGUGAUGAAAGAUCCUAAUCAAAUGAAAAUUCAAGGCCAUUCGAGACCAAGUAGUACUCCGGGCACUCCAAGUUCCUCGGGCGCUUCCGACGAUCCCGUUACUUCUUCCACUUAUUCCGAAAAACCUAGUAAUCAAACCUCUCCGGAUUCUAGACCUAUCCAGGGUGGUACCGUUAGCACCAGCAACGUUUCGCCGGUUGACGGAAUGCAGUCGGAUCCUCCGACUCCCAAUCCGCACCCUCCAACCCCGCCGAGAAUACCGGACACUUCUCAAAUUAUCAACACUAGCAUGCCUUUUGUCGUCUACUCCCAGCCCAAUCAGAUGCAGCACUUACAAAUAAACCAGCACAAGGAAAUGGGAAUGAAUAAUUACCAAAAUCAGAAUCAAGCCGUACCCAAGCAGGACGGAAUGUGUUGUUCGCAUUCUCACCCGUCGAGUGGAAUUCACGCCUCGCGCAUGUCAACUGUGUACCCGUCGGGAAUCGUAACGACCAUGGCUAGCGGUCGAACCGUCGGCAGCAACACUAUCACGUCUGUGCUUGCGGGCCGAGCGAACACCGCGACCGUUUCCAUAAACAGCCCAUCGUCGGUGACCGGAUCAUCUACACCUACCUCAACACCUGGGCAAAACAUGCCGGCGCUUCAGACUCAAGCGAUAACCGUGAAUGUAUCGAAAUCGCCGCUGGAAAUGGUUCAGAGCGUUGUGAGCAGUAUCCAAGUCCCGCAGUCGCAGCACCACGUACUGAGCUCGUCUGCCCAGUCGAGUCCUCAGAUGUCCCCGCAAAUCAUCAAACAUUCUCCUACGGGUUUACCGCCGGGACAUAUCUUGGUUUCGUCCGGCGGUCAGCUGAUCAUGGCCAGUACCGGCAACGGACAAGGAGGCGUUAUGGCGCCGCCACCUCCCAAGAUAAUGGGCAGCCAAAGCGGCAUGCCCCCCAUCUCCGUUUCCCCCAUGGUGACCAACGUCACCGCGUCGGUGGCCCAGGUUAUCCCAGCCGUCGCUCAGCAGGUACUCGGGCAACAGACGGUGCUAGUAAACGCUCUUCCGGCUCCGUUUGUCUUACAACCAGGCGUUACAAUGACGAUGGACGGAAUGACGGUUGGACAGAACAUGCAGCUGCCGCAUUUGGUUGCGGGCAACGUGAUACAACAACAGAUACAGAUAGACAACGGCGACCCGCGACGGGCGCCCCUGCUUUCCCCCGAGACGAAGAAGAAGGGGAAGAAGAGGAAGAUGUCCUCGCAGACCGUUGCCAGUAUGCUGCACAUUGCCGCGCAACAAAACUCCGGAGUCGUCAUGUCCCAACAGGGAUUCCCGCAACAGAUACAGAUGGCCCAUAGCCCUCAGGGCAUAACGACAGGACCCGUUAUGCAGGCCCUUACCAUCGUACCCAGUAAGACUGGGGGGCCCCCGCAGAUCGUCAUGAACAGCCAGGCGAUGGCCAACGCCAACUUAGGAACGCAACAAUUAAUCACCAAUUCCCAGCCAGCUCAACAGAUAAACCUGCUGCAACCCGUCAAUUUAAUUAACGGCACCACCGGAGUGGUACAAAACUUCCCGGCAAUCCAACAGUUCAUCGUACCAAACCUGGGUGGGAUGGUCAUGAAUCCCGACGGCACCGCGACCAUUCUCCAAGACACCUCGAAUCUAGGAAUGCAGCUGCAGAUCCAAAACGUCAACGGUCAGAACGUGUUGACUCCGGUACAGAACAGCAGUAUGUUUAACGGCGGGCAGAGCAUUCUUGCCGCUGGUCCCGCCGGGAUGGUCAUACGGGCGCCCAAUUCGCAAGGAAAAAUUAUCCAACAACAGCAGCACAGUCCCGGGGCGCAAUUUCUAUCGCCUAACGGAGGGCAGUUCGUGGUGAACGGAACUCAAUUCAGCGGGCAGCUGAGCCCUCUAGUUGCGAGCGUGAGCCCAUCCCAACAGGUGACGUUCAGCACGUCGCCCCAACAGAUAAGGCCUAACAACUCGAUGCAACCGGCCCAGCAGGAAUACAUACAGAUGAACGGGCAGAUGGGGCAGACGCUUAUGGUUCCGUGUAGCCCCGCGGCUAACAUCGCGGUUUCCUCGUCGAAUCAGCAGAACACGACGUUCGUGCAGCAGAACACCACCAUCGUACAGCAACAGACGACCAUGGUGGCCAACAACCAGCAACUUCAGAACUUCCAGCAGCAGAAUAACCAACAGAACCAGCAGAACGUCGCUAGAACGGCCACCCUCAACCUGGACCAACAGAACUACAUCAUCAGUUCCAACGACAACAAACAGAUGCAGGCCGUUGUGGUGCAGCAGAGGGAGAGCCCUCAGAAUUCCCUGAAUUACAGGCACUCGGUGUCCACGCAGACGGCGGUGAACCAGAACGCUCAGUCGGUCACGACGAAUACGUUCUGUCAGACUUCGACUAUCUCAGCUGGAAGUCCGCCUGAUACCACUACCCUAAGCCCGUUGGCUUCGGGAGGGCAGAGUCCGCCGACCGCGGAUACCACCACGCAUACGGGCAGUACGGACGAUGGUUUGUCUCCCGCUCCCUCGAAUUGCUCGGCGGGUUGCAGCGACAUUAACAUGCAGACCAGACCACAGUCUUGUACCAUGGCCAUGGUACACUGCAUAUCCAGCAGCGAGCCGGACUCGGCCGACCUGAACAGCCAGAGUUCCGACCAGGACUGGAGAAGGAACCAGCCGGUCAGCACCACCCCCAAGGCUGACUUCUCGGACAUAACCAGCGGCCAGGCGCAUUACGGGAAGAAAUCCACACCUACUCACGUCGCUUUUGCCGAAUCGUCCACUUUGGUGUCGGGACUGCAGUACAUUACGGAACAGAUGAAGUCGCAGGAGGCCGUCGUGAGCUCAAGGAACUACGAGAAGCUGAUGCAGCACAAGAGGAAGAGCAGCGAUACUCUCGUCGUCAUGGAGACGCACCACAUGCACUCUUCCUUGUUCGAUGAUGAUGAGGAAAACGAGAAAGGCGACGUUAAAGGCCGACACGCAUUCGUUGUCGGCGACCUAGUCUGGGGUCCGGCCAAAGGCUGCCCGGCGUGGCCCGGCAAGAUCGUAGAGGUGCAUGACGGCAGUGUGUCCGUCCAGUGGUUUGGAUCGGAAAAAUUUGUCAGUAAAAUCGAGUGCAGCUCGUUGCAAACGUUGACCGAAGGCCUAGAUGCACACCAUCGAGCUCGAAAAAAGAGCAGAACAAGUCGCAAAUUGAAUAGUCAGUUAGAGAAAGCAAUACAAGAAGCCAUGGCUGAGCUGGACAAGGAGUCCGGGCAGGAUUCCGAGGAGACAGUCAGGGAGCCCUCGAGGACUCCGAAACCCACCCCGAGGGCGCCGCCCGUCGCGACGGGCGUCAAAAAGGUAUCGGGACGGUUGCGCAGUAGCCAGCGGUGAGAGCCAUACUUAUCAAAAAUAAAUUGAAGGACCAACAUCGAAUGAAAAAAAUGUAUAAAUGUACGUAGCAGAAAAUAAGAUAUGUAUGUAGAGGAAAAAUUUUUACUAAUGCUUCUUUAAUGUUUAAAUAUAAUGUAGGCUGAUAUUAUUACUGGUAAUGAUUCCUAGAGAGUAAUAUAAUCAUCUUGAUAUAUAUGAGAAUAUUUUUCAAAUGCCUUUUUUAACUAGUGUAAGAUAGGCCGACGUAAGUAUAAGCCAAAUUUUAGAAGUUUAUACUACCACGUAUGCAAUUUGUGUAUAAAAAGUAAGAUCAUAACGUAAAUUGGGCUUUCAAUGAUGUCUGUCUGAUUAGUUGUGUAAUUGAGACAUAGAAUGUAGACUUUAUCCAAAAAAUAUAUAUAUAUUGCGGGUCAUAAAAUUUCCCUGAAGGUAGGACGACACCUUGUUUCUGUGAAAUAACUUUUUAGUCUCUUUCACUGUGGAUUCAAACACUUUUUAUAAUCCUCGUCUUUUUUUUUUGUCAACUCGCUUUAUUUUGUCAAGUACAAUUAUUUCUAUUUCGACGUACUCUUUAAAAUGUUUUUAUAUAUCUGUUUGUAUGAUGCAACUGUAAAGAUAUGUUUAAUAAAGUUUAUACAAAGAUUUUUUCUUUAUUUAUUAAAGUUGUUUAAAUUUAUGUACGGGGUCUUUAGAAACACACAGAAGUAAACUUAUCAUUUUCGUCUUAUCCAUUAUUGAAAGAUUUCCA